AAGAUUUAUAUUCAAAUUAUAAAUAUAUACUAAAACGCUAAAAAAUUAAGUACAUGCUAUAAUCUUUUCCAUUAUUUUUCUAACAAAAGAAAGUUAUAUAUGGGCUAAACUUAGAAGGAAAGCCCAAGAGGCCAAGACUAUAUAAAGAUUCAUGACCCGAGUUUAAGAUCCGAUUUCAGAAUUUGGGACUAAAGGAGGACAACGACAAGCGCCGGGAAAAAAUCGAGAGCGACAACAAUGGCGCCUUCUUCGUCGAGCGGUCUCACGUUCAAGCUACAUCCUCUGGUGAUGCUUAACAUAUCCGAUCACUUCACUAGGGUUAAAACUCAGCUUAAUCCUCCCGCCGCUUCUUGCGCCACCGGGAAUGGCUCCAACAACGCCGACGCGAUGUUACUGCAAAACCCUAGGGUUUAUGGCUGCGUCAUCGGUCUCCAGAGAGGUCGUACGGUUGAGAUCUUCAACAGUUUCGAGCUGAUAUUCGAUCCUGCUCUUGAUACUCUCGACAGAUCCUUCCUCGAGAAGAAGCAAGAACUCUAUAAGAAGGUGUUCCCUGACUUCUACGUAUUGGGAUGGUAUUCUACGGGAAGUGACGCUACCGAAUCUGAUAUGCAUAUCCACAAAGCUCUGAUGGACAUUAAUGAAUCUCCUGUGUAUGUUCUUUUAAAUCCUGCUAUCAAUCAUGCACAGAAGGAUCUUCCUGUGACUAUCUACGAAAGCGAAUUUCAUGUCAUUGAUGGAAUUCCUCAGUCGAUUUUCGUGCAUACCAGCUACACAAUUGAGACAGUUGAAGCUGAAAGAAUAUCUGUUGAUCAUGUUGCACAUCUUAAGCCAUCUGAUGGAGGCUCAGCUGCGACUCAGUUGGCUGCUCAUCUUACUGGAAUACAUAGUGCCAUCAAGAUGCUUAAUAGCAGAAUCAGAGUGCUAUACCAGCAUAUUGUCGCUAUGCAGAAAGGUGAUAAACCUUGUGAGAACUCAGUUCUGAGACAAGUAUCUAGUCUGCUCAGAAGUUUGCCUGCCGCAGAAUCAGAGAAGUUCAAUGAAAAUUUCUUGAUGGAGUACAACGACAAAUUGCUGAUGUCUUACCUAGCAAUGAUCACGAAUUGUACCAGCAACAUGAACGAGGUGGUUGACAAAUUCAACACUGCAUACGACAAACACAGCCGAAGAGGUGGUAGGACUGCGUUCAUGUAAAGAUUAGUUUCAAUGUAAAAAAACCUUUUCUUUCUUUUGGUGGUCUGGUCCCUAAGUGAAAAUUUAGAACUCUUUUAAGGCAUUUCACUUUUCGGAACCAAACAAACAGCUAGGAAGCUUUUCUUCUGUUUAAGCUUUGUCUAGACAGAAGCUAAGUUUAGGCCUAACUAAAUUUUGCGACAAGACUGUAAAAACAAAACAGCUUUUACCUUCUCUCAAUUUUUCAUUUAUUCAAAAAUUUGAGCAAUCAGUGAACAAAGAGAUUUGUUUCAUAUCUGUCGUAAUCUACUCAACAUCUCUCUG
This is a messenger RNA of Arabidopsis thaliana (thale cress), 1494 nucleotides long. It is a transcript of the gene CSN6B, whose product is annotated as COP9 signalosome subunit 6B. The transcript is spliced from 9 exons. The record is from RefSeq and is marked reviewed. Lineage: Eukaryota; Viridiplantae; Streptophyta; Magnoliopsida; Brassicales; Brassicaceae. Gene Ontology annotation, cellular component: COP9 signalosome; cytoplasm; nucleus. Gene Ontology annotation, biological process: COP9 signalosome assembly; protein deneddylation. The coding region runs from base 238 to 1191 and encodes 317 amino acids. Gene Ontology annotation, molecular function: peptidase activity.